This is a messenger RNA of Rosa chinensis, 1180 nucleotides long. RefSeq names its product nudix hydrolase 26, chloroplastic. Gene Ontology annotation, molecular function: bis(5'-adenosyl)-pentaphosphatase activity; guanosine-3',5'-bis(diphosphate) 3'-diphosphatase activity. The record is from RefSeq and is a predicted model, not a curated record. Gene Ontology annotation, biological process: nucleoside phosphate metabolic process; ribose phosphate metabolic process. The transcript is spliced from 4 exons. NCBI's taxonomy places the organism in Eukaryota, Viridiplantae, Streptophyta, Magnoliopsida, Rosales, Rosaceae. The coding region runs from base 284 to 979 and encodes 231 amino acids. Gene Ontology annotation, cellular component: chloroplast.
CAUCCUCCUCUUUCAAGAUUCGCAGUAGCGCAGAGUUUUCUCACACAGCAAGGUCAGAUUCAUCGCUCCCUCUAUUCUAGACCAACAUUUGCUUCGAUUUUCCCAGGAGGCUAAUACUGUUUCACUUUUGUAUCAUUAAAAUUUCAAGGACAAGUUGUUCUGAUAAGGGAGCAUUACUGGCUGGUGGGGAUCAGGCUUCAAGAAUAUACGAUUUCUUAAAAGAUACAUUUUUUCAGUAAUGCUUGGGCUAAGUAGGAGUUAGGAGAUGCCUCUCCUCAAUUGAAUGGAUAUAUGCCGAUUUGCCUUGCAUAGUUACCCGCUUUUUCUUCCCUCUUUAUCAGUUCUCAUCAAGCCUACAGUUGUAUUGCCAUCGUCCUCAAGCUGCCGUCCUAAACUAGCUAAGUUCGCACAGCUGUCAAUCAUUUACUCGAAACCAACUAUUUAUACUAAAGUGCGCUGUGCCUCCUCCUAUUCUUCAUCAGCAUCAUCGUCAAUGGAAGCCCCUCCCGAAGGUUACAGAAGGAAUGUUGGUAUCUGCCUCAUCAAUGAUUCAAAGAAGAUUUUUGCUGCUUCAAGGUUAGAUGUACCUGAUUCUUGGCAAAUGCCGCAAGGUGGCAUUGAUGAGGGUGAAGAUCCAAGAACUGCAGCCAUCAGGGAAUUAAGAGAAGAGACAGGAGUUCAGUCGGCAGAAAUUCUUGCAGAGACACCUAGUUGGUUAACCUAUGAUUUCCCACCAGAAGUUAGGGCAAAACUUCAGAAACAGUGGGGAUCAGAUUGGAAGGGCCAAGCACAGAAGUGGUUUCUUUUUCGGUUCACUGGGAAGGAUGAAGAAGUCAAUCUUCUAGGUGAUGGCAGUGAAAAACCUGAGUUUGGCGAGUGGUCAUGGAUAACACCAGAACAAGUAGUUGAUCUUGCUGUUGAUUUUAAGAAGCCUGUUUACAAAGAAGUUCUUGCAGUUUUCGCACCCUAUUUUCAAUAAAUGAUAGGUUCUGCAGUGGCAGAAGGCUUGUUCCAACAGGAUAUGAUGUCCAUUUUACUCAUUUCUUGCAGAAAUCAGAAGGCAUGCUCAGAUUUCUUGGACUAGUGAAAUCUGAUUUUGUUUGAUUUAAAUCAUAGAUUUCUCUACAUAACUUAUACUAGUAAUAUUCCUUCAUGCAGAUGUUUUGCCCUUUUUCUCUAA